GCUACAUCGUCUAUCAUUGAACUGGAAAGAACGCAUGGCUUGUGACUUUGGUCGACUGCUUUCCGUCUGUAUCUUUAUAUUGUUAUCGCACUUGAGAACACCUAUAGUCUCUUCCAAACCGCGAGUCCCAUGUUACUUCAUAUUCGGAGACUCGUGGGUGGAUAAUGGCAACAACAAUAAACUCAAGACGAAGUGUAAGGUAAACUACCCACCUUACGGGAUUGAUUUUCCGGAAGGCGAUACAGGCAGGUUUAGCAAUGGCCGAACUUCAGCAGAUAUCAUCGGUCAACUCCUAGGUUUCAACAAGUUCAUUCCCUCAUAUGCUACUGCACGUAAUAAGGACUUCAAAAGAGGUGUAAACUAUGGUAGUGGUUGUGCUGGCAUUAGAAAAGAAUCUGGAAGGCAUUUGGGUGAUCGGAUAUUUAUGAAUAGGCAAUUACGUCACCACAAAUCAAUAGUUUCUAAACUUACUCAAUCGAAAAAGAAUAGAUCACUUCUAAAAAAAUGUGUUUACAUUGUAAAUAUUGGAAGCAACGAUUACCUUAACAACUUCUUCCUGCAUGAUAUUUACAAUACAAGCAACAAGUAUACCAAGGAUCAAUACGCAAAAGUCCUUAUGCGACAAUUCUCUAAACAACUAAGGACUUUAUACCGUUUGGGAGGUAGAAAGAUUGUUGUGUUUGGUCUGGCUGAAAUGGGGUGCACCCCAGCUUUGAUGUACAAGUUUGGCACCAAUGGGAAACCAUGUGUAGCGUCAAUCAAUGACGCCGUACGGUUAUUCAAUGAUCGGCUUACGUCUCUUGUUGAUGAGCUCAACAAAAAGAACUCAGAUGCAAGAUUCACGUUCAUCAACCUUGCAAGCAUUUUAUCACCACUAGGAGAUGUACCCUUGCUAAGUGCUCCUUGUUGCCGUAUAAGGAAAGAUUGGCAAUGCGUUCCAAGCUCGGCUCCUUGCCCUCUUCGGAAUUUGUCUAUUUUCUUUGACGGUAUCCACCAAACAGAAAUUUGUAAUAUCCUGGUUGCAAGAAGAUCAUAUAAUGCUUCCUCUCGGACAGACGCUUAUCCAUAUGAUAUAAGGCAUUUGGCUGAACUUUAGCAAUGAACUACAUGGUACACAUUUCAGUGCAAAGAUGUUGAAAAGACGAAGUGUUGCGACGCAUUACUGUGUAUUUACGCUAUAAAAUUGGGUGUUUUCUAGUUGAUCAAUAUUCAUCAAUCUUUCUCCAACAUUCUUUUAGAAAGCUGUUAAAAUUUAUGAGGUUAAGUAUCUCAUGAUGAAAACAAUGUAGACAUUCUUGAGGUUAUUAUUAUUUAUUGU
Molecule: messenger RNA, 1318 nt
Organism: Helianthus annuus (common sunflower)
Lineage: Eukaryota; Viridiplantae; Streptophyta; Magnoliopsida; Asterales; Asteraceae
Product: GDSL esterase/lipase At5g45670
Exons: 5
Coding region: 35-1096 (353 amino acids)
Molecular function (GO): hydrolase activity, acting on ester bonds
Source: RefSeq, a predicted model, not a curated record